This is a messenger RNA of Prunus armeniaca (apricot), 3603 nucleotides long. The record is from the annotation of a GenBank genome assembly. Lineage: Eukaryota; Viridiplantae; Streptophyta; Magnoliopsida; Rosales; Rosaceae.
AUGGUGUCUUCUGUUGCUGAGAUAAACAACUCAGAAAACACAUAUGAUGGUUCAAAUGAAGCACAUGCACCCUCUCAUGGUGGUGGUGAUGAAGGUGGAGUUGGUGGUUAUGGUAGUGGUGGUGGUGGUGGUGGUGAUGGUGGUGGGGAUGGCGAUUGUGGAGGUGGUGGUAGUGGCAGCAUGGUGGUGGUUGUGGUGUUGGUUGUGGAGGUGGUAGUUGAUGUGGAGGUUUUGGAGGAGGAGGUGGUUGUGGUGGUGGUGGUGGUGGUGGAGGUGGAGGUGGAGGAGGUGGUGGAAGUGGAGGAGGAGGUGGUGAAGGUGGUGGAGGAGGUGGUGGUUGUGGUGGUGGUGGCGGAGGAUGAGGAGGAGAAGGAUGUGGUGGUGGUGGUGGAGGUAGUGAAUGCGGUGGUGCAAGUGGUGAAGUUGGAUGUGGAAGUGGAGGUGGUGUCAUUUUUUAUAAUGAAUUAUGUCUCUUCUUCUUCUUUCAUUCAUGAUUCAUCAUGGACAUAUGAUGUGUUCUUGAGUUUUAGAGGUAAGGAUACACGCACCAAUUUUACGGAUCAUUUGUACAAGGCCUUGUGUGAUAAGGGCAUCAACACCUUCAUUGAUCGAGAGCUUGUAAGAGGAGAAGAAAUAUCGCCAGCCCUUGUCAAAGCAAUUGAAGAAUCAAGAAUUUCUCUCAUUGUAUUCUCUGAAAAGUAUGCAUCUUCGAGGUGGUGUUUGGAUGAACUUGUCAAGAUCCUUCAAUGUAAACAAUCAAAGCAACAAAUAGUUUUGCCCAUUUUUUACAAGGUGGAUCCGUCGGAUGUGGGAAACCAAACAAAUAGCUUUGGUUACGCAUUUGAAGAACUUAUUGAAAGCAAAUUCAAAGAUAACGAGGAGAAGGUGCUCAUAUGGAGGGAAGCUCUUAAAAAAGCAGCAAAAUUGUCCGGUUAUCCUUUCAAGGAUGGAGAGUACGGUAUUGACCGGUACCAAAAUCUUGAUACCGCUACCAUACCAUAUUCUAUUGGUACGGUACGGUACGGUACCGAAUAUCUCCCCAUACCAAAUGAAACGGUGAAACCGAAUAGUGGCAAGUUGAGCUACUAUUACGUAGUUAGAAGUAUUCUGUUUAUGUACAACUGUAGUGAGAAGAUUUAUUUUCUUGGGUAUGAAGCUACAUUUAUCAACAACAUUAUUGAUGAAAUCAUAAGCCGAGUAUUGAGACGCACAUAUUGGAAUGUGGCCAAGCACCCAGUUGGAAUUCAAUCUUGUGUACGAGAUGUGGAAAGGCAUUUAGAUGUUGGUGGGAAUGAUCGUCGCAUGGUUGGGAUAUGGGGGACAUCUGGAAUAGGCAAGACAACAAUUGCAAAAGCUAUGUGGAAUGCAAUUGCACAUAAAUUUGAAGGAAGUUGCUUCUUGUCAAAUGUUAGAGAUAAUUCAAUGUCAGAUGGAGACUUAAUCAAGCUACAGGAGGCUCUUCUUCAUCAAAUUCUUGGCGUAGAAUGGAAAAUUCGUAGUGUUGAUGAAGGAAUUGGUGUCAUAAAAGAACGGUUGAGCCAUAAAAAAAUUCUCUUAAUUCUUGAUGAUGUGAAUCAAUUGAAGCAAUUAGACAAUUUGGCUGGUGUUGGUUGGUUUGGUGAGGGAAGUAGAGUCAUUACAACUACGCAAGAUAGGGGAUUGCUAGAACGUCAUGGAAUUGAUUCGAUAUACGAAGUCCAAAUGUUAUAUGACGACCGAGCUCUUAAGCUUUUCAGUUUGAAUGCCUUCGGAAAAAGUGAACCUCCAAAUGAUUAUUUGGAACUCACAAAACGAGCAAUAGCCUAUGCUCAAGGCAUUCCACUAGCUCUAACACUUUUAGGUUCUCAUCUUCGUAAUAAAGACAAAGAUCGUUGGCAAGAUAUAUUAGACAGUUAUGAAGGAGAACCAUAUACAGGUAUUCAAAAAAUACUUCGGAAAAGUUAUGAUGCCUUGGAAUAUUCCGUGCAACAAGUUUUUCUAGACAUUGCAUGUUUCUUCAAGGGUGAAAAGAAGGAAUAUGUGCUACAAAUAGUAAGCAAUUCUAAGAACAAGGUCUCCCGAGAUUGUAUUGAAGUACUCAUUGAGAAGGCAAUGAUAACUAUUGACUAUGGUAGGAUUCAGAUGCAUGACUUACUUGAAAAACUGGGCAAGGAUAUAGUUUAUGACGAAUCCCCCAAUGAUCCUGGUGAGCGUAGUAGAUUGUGGUCACCUGAGGAUGUCUACUCUGUUCUAACGGAGAAAAAUAGAGCAAGUAUAAUAUAUGGAACAAGAAAAAUUAAGGGCAUCAUGCUGAAGUUUUCCGAACCAGAUGAGAUACGCUUGCAUUCAGAAUGCUUUGUUGGGAUGAUAAAUCUUGAAAUUUUCAUAAAUCGUAAUGUAUUUCUGUCUGGUGACGUUGAAUAUCUGCCCAACGAGUUGAGGUUGAUUGAUUGGGGGGGUUAUAGAUGUCAGUUACAAUCUUUGCCAUCCGAGUUUCAUCAAGUACAUCUUGCUGACUUCAAUAUGCCUGGCGGUAGUAUCAAACGAUUGGGGAAAUUUAAGGUUGAUGAUUCUGUUGGACUCCUUGAUAAACUUGUUCGAUUGAAUCUUGAACGAUGCGGUAGGCUUACGAGGUUUGCAACAAGACUUAGAUUGAAAUCCUUAAAAAUACUUUGCCUUAAUUAUUGCGAAAGUUUGGAGAGUUUCCCAGAAAUAGAGAAGAUGGAAUCACUAUUGUUUUUGGACAUGCGAGGAAGUGGCGUAAGAGGAUUGCCUUCAUCAAUUAGCAAAUGUGUCAACUUGCAUGAACUUAACUUGCGUGAUUGCAAGAAUCUUCGAGAAAUUCCAGAACAAGCGAUUCCACCAUCAGCACCUUUAGUAGUCAUUGAUUCCUGCCCAUCAUUGGAAAAAAUUCCAAAAGUGUCUUGGGUUUCGCUGGAUUUGGAGAAAAUUCCAGAAAGGCCACCGGAGAAAGAUGACAAAAUAAAGCUGUGGUUGUACAAUUGCGUUAGACUACGAGGCAACGACAUCACAGAAAAUAUUUUUCUGAAUCAGGUUUCUGUUUAUCCACUUUCUCAUUACAUCAUUCAUCUUCCAGGCGAUGAAGUUCCAGAGUGGUUCAGCUGUCGUAAAGAUGGAAUAAUAGUUAGACCUUAUUUUGUUACACGUCCUGGAACAAAGAAAUACCAUGGUGGAUGUGAAGUUAGUUUUGAAAUUCCUCCAAAUUUAAAAUGGGAGACGUUAAGAUUGGUUCUAUGUGUUGCUGGUAGUGGUGCUGAUGCCAAGAUUCUUGUCAAUGGAAAACUCGUAAAUUCGGGUAUUGUUGGUACUUCCGAAUAUGAUAGUCAUGUGGGGUUCCGUUGUAUUCCAUUAAUGAAUCGCGAGUUAGGAGAACCACCGAGGUUGAAGCAGGGCAAUAUCUGUCAAGUUAUAUUUGGCUUGAAGCCAGGGUACACACCCGUUGAAAUAUCCUGCGGGGUCCACCUGUUAGGCCACCAGGUUUAUCUCCGUGAGACUUAUGGGAGGCAGUGGUUGGCAGAUUUGAGCGCAGAGACAAUUGACAGAGGAGGGGCGAAUCACCGAAAGAGGAGGCACACUGAUCUUAAUGAGGAGCCAAAGCAAUGA